GGGACUCGUGUCUAUCGCAUCCAAGCUCUCGCUCGAAAAAAAAAAAUAUAUAUAGAUUACGUCACAGAAGCGCACAACUGUCCUGAAAGAAUUGCUGAGGUAUAACUGUAACUGCAUCGUGAUGACUGAAAGAAGAUUCCUCUCAAUUGAGAAAAACCUCCGGUUGACAGAUCAGUUUGGUUCAUCGUGAAAUUAUUCAGGGACACAAUCAAGAAGCACAAAAUCCUUCGCAAAGGGGGAUCCAGUGAUCAGGCGAUUGCAAAUUUAUUCCGAAGAAUUCGGCGAUUAAGAAGAUUUGUAAUAUCAUUCCGAUGUAACUGAUAAUUCAAGACACUCGUGUUUUUUGGAAAUAUUUUGGAUUUCUGAGAAAUGCACGAUAUUUUUGGAAAGCGCUCGUCGUCCUUGAGUGAAGAUUCGUCAAAGAUUUUCAAGACAUUGCCGUCGCUCAUGAGCGUAAACAUUCAUUUUUUAAUUGGAACAUCCAGUUUUUUGUGGAACCUAUUAAAUAUUGGUAAAUAGAAUCACUCGGAGAGAAAACUCCCGAAAUACCCCGAAUCGUCGAAAGAUAUCUCAAUUGUUAUUUUCGUGCAGUGAAUGUGUGAAUCAAUUUGUAAAGUUCGAAGACAGAAUGAUCUAGAUUGAUCCCGAAAAACUAAAGUUAGUUAAUGUUGACGACACAUCAUACUCAAGCAUCUACCAAAGGAAGCUAGAAAAGAUCUUAUUUAAGAAUCUUAUCGAAGGCUACAGGUAAAGAUAUUUAAAGUAUUUAGAAAGAAUUCUAUUAAGAAAUUGUAAGAUCUUCGGAAAAACACGUCAACAGGAUGUAUGAGGAAUUAUCUUGUCCACUUGAGAUAGAAGUGGAUCAAUACUGUCAAGCUUUCAAUCCAUCGGAAGUCUCAUUUAUUCGCGAGGAAAGCAAUUAGAUUCGAACAUCGACAGGACAGCAAGAGAACGACUCAUGGAUAUGUCAUCUAAAACCCUACAUAACGAGCAUAUUAAACGGCCGAUGAAUGCCUUUAUGGUGUGGUCGCGUGGUCAGCGUCGCAAAAUGGCACAGGAAAAUCCGAAGAUGCACAAUUCGGAGAUAUCAAAGAGGCUCGGCGCCGAGUGGAAGCUCCUAAGCGAGAGCGAAAAGCGUCCGUUCAUUGACGAGGCAAAAAGAUUGAGAGCUCUUCAUAUGAAAGAGCACCCCGACUACAAGUACCGGCCGCGCCGGAAACCGAAGUCCCUGGUGAAGAAGGAGAACAAAUUCGGCUUCUCGAUAUCGCCGCUGAUAUCGCCCGGCGACGGGCUAACCAGCCUAUCGCGCGGUCUUCUACCGCCGUUAACGCCACCGACGCAUCACCCGCUGAUGUCGCACGAGGACCUGAAGAUCCCGCGCUUCUUCCCGCCGUUCACCUACCCGCUCUAUCCGUUGCAGCACAAGCUGAACGACGACUUCAACGGCGGCAAGCUGGCCGCCGAUUUGGCCUUGCAGGCCCUCUACACCGGCAGUCCCUUCUAUCCGAGCCACCAGGCGAUGCCCUGGCCGACGGGCCUCUCGGCGGCCGCCUGUUUGCAGCCCAACUGCAGCUGCCCGAGCCCGCCGAAGGAGCCGAAGAGGCCGUUUCCGCCGUCUAAGAUGGACGACCCGCCUUUCCCGAGCCCGGCGAGGGCCGACGACGACGCCGUCGCGGAGCGGGAGGAGUCCCGGUACCGAAAGCUCGAGUUGGACUUUUCCGCCAGUCUGGAGAGCCACCACCAUCAUCAUCACCAUCACCAUCAUCAUCAGCAGGAGGACCGUUCUCAGGAUCGUUUCUCCUCGUCCUCCUCCUCGUCGCCGCCCACGGAGCAGCUGGAGAGAUCGUCGACGACAACGACGACGAUGACAACGACGACGUCGUCCUCGUCGUCCUCGACGUCGAGCGGCCGGGUCGACAGCGCCUUCUCCGUUCAGAGCCUCACGUCGACCUCCAGCAGCUCGAAUUCGAGCUCGCAGCGCGGACACGUCAUAUGA
Messenger RNA from Wasmannia auropunctata (little fire ant), 1996 nucleotides. RefSeq names its product transcription factor SOX-9-like. Bases 959 to 1996 code for a protein of 345 amino acids. Gene Ontology annotation, biological process: anatomical structure morphogenesis; cell differentiation; regulation of DNA-templated transcription. The record is from RefSeq and is a predicted model, not a curated record. NCBI's taxonomy places the organism in Eukaryota, Metazoa, Arthropoda, Insecta, Hymenoptera, Formicidae. The transcript is spliced from 2 exons. Gene Ontology annotation, molecular function: RNA polymerase II cis-regulatory region sequence-specific DNA binding; DNA-binding transcription factor activity, RNA polymerase II-specific.